GAUAUAUCGACGAUAUUAUAGCGAUAUAUUUUGAAAUGGAAGAUAUCGUUGCCCAGAGCAACGGUAGUGUGAUCAAUUUCCAUGAUUGCUGGAAAAUUCUCAACAAAAAGUGCUAAAAUUCUCCGAGAAGAAAUAAUGAAUCGUCUCAGUAGAGCCUCUUCUUCAGCAAAAUCUACAAGGAGUGAAGAAAAAGUUUCAAAUGUGAAGAAAAGAGCUGUAAAAACAGCUCGCAGAAGUUCUCAAUCGGAUUUCCCACGAAAAACCAGACACAGAUUUUGUCUUUUGAGACAGAAUAAAGAACCAGACGACUUUGAGGAAAGUAUUUGGCAUCUUGUAGCUGAAGACUUGCCUGGUCCAAGUCCCCACACAAAAAACCAAUCUAGAGCAGAAAAUCCCUUGGGAAAAUCCAAUAUACAUGAAGAUAGAAAGAAAUUAGCGGAAGAAUGUGAAAAACGCAAACGGCGUCUACAGGAGAUUGAUAAACUACGUUCUAGUAGAAAGAUUCCUGAAAAAUCUCUCUUAGAUACUGACGAAGACAAUCAACUGCUACUUCUGGAUCGUGCUUUUGUUGCAAAGCAGGAGCAAGAAGAGGAAGUAAAGCGAGCCAAUCGAUUAAUUCUUGCAACAAAAUGCCAUGUGAUCCGGGAUGCUCAAAUUGCGGAGAAGAAUGAAAUAGACAGAGAACUGCGUGAGGAAGACGUGCGUCUGGAGAGGAUUAUGCUGGAGGAUCGUGAGAAAGCCCUCAAAGAAGAAGAAGAACGCAUCAAGAAGGAGAAAGUUCUCAAUAAUCUUCAUGCACUGGAACUGCAGAAGCAGCUUGAAGAACGCGAACGAGCUCGCCAUCUUGAAGCAGAGCGAAUUGAGAAUGAAGCACAAAAAAUGGCUAGAGCACAAGUGGUUCUCAUACGAGAUAUGGAAGAGCAAGAGAAACAACAGCAUGCUAAGAGUCAAAAGUUGCGACAGGAGCUCCAGCGCGCCAAUGAGCUCACCGAAUGGUUCCGUCGGCUGGAAUUUGAACAGCAGAGGAUCGAAGAGAUGCGCAUCCAGGAAUACAUGAGGAAACGCCAACAGCGAGAGGAAAAACUCGCUGAAGAACGUAGAAUUGCACGUGAAAAACGCGAAAGGGAAAAUGAUAGGAUGCUGAAGCAGCAGCAGAAAGUGAUUGAUGCUGCAGUCGAGAGAUUUGACAUCAUGAUACGACGAGAGCAAGAACUCAAAGAGCGGGAAUUCAGACAGCGAGAGAAACAGGCUGUAAUCCGACGUAAGGAAGCCGAGCAAGCUAUCUUGGAAGCCCGUCAUCGACAACAAGAGGAAGUUAGGCGUUUAAAAAUGCAAGAGAUUGAGAAGGAACGAGCAGAUUAUGCUAAAGUUUUGGAGAAACUACAUGCGGAAGAAGAAAGAGAAAAAUCUCUAGAUAAACAACGCCAUGUUGAGAGGGCAAAAUACCGACAGGAGAUUAUUGAGCAGAUGAAGGAGAGGGAGUGUCUCAGGCAGAAAUUGAGAAAUCAGGCGCGUGACGAAUUAAAUGCCCUAAGGGAAGCUGAGAAGUCUCGAGAACUCAAUAUUCAACAAGUGAUAUCAUCAAAAAUUCAACAAAUGCGCUCCAGUAAAAUUCCUGAGAAAUUUAUUCGGGACGUAGAAAGACAAUUGAAGGUAGACAGUGAUAAGUAA
Phlebotomus papatasi is the source of this 1671-nucleotide messenger RNA. RefSeq names its product trichohyalin-like. Lineage: Eukaryota; Metazoa; Arthropoda; Insecta; Diptera; Psychodidae. The record is from RefSeq and is a predicted model, not a curated record. The coding region runs from base 82 to 1671 and encodes 529 amino acids. The transcript has 2 exons.